AGCCGAGCAGCCGGCGGCUCGAGCCGGCGCAAUGGUUUGCGAGAGCUGCCGUGUGAGGGCACCAAGCACACCGCCUUCACCGAAAUUCUCAUCGUGGACGGCAUCCACCUGCUAUGAAAAGAGUCCGCCUCAUUCUUUGAGCCUCGCGUCCAGCGAGUGCACUGCAGAGGCUAUGCCUCCAGAGGCUGCGCCUCCAGAGGGCCAGCUGUUGGCCACCAUGGGCUGGCAGCGUGUGGACAGAGGGUGCUGUUCAGAGGCGAGCUCCAUGAGAGAACCCGCGCGGGCGGAGCAGAUAUACCGGCCGCAGCUUUCGCUAUCUCAUUCUGGAUUGGAGGAGUCGGAUUGCUGGGCCUUCCAGGAGCCAUGUCGAUGUAGGCGGCAGUCCACAUCAAGCAGUUUGCCGCGGAGGAGCUGUCAAUCAGAAUGCUCCGAAUCCACGCGGGAGGAACAAGGCUUUUCCUUCAACGAGUCGCACAGGCCGAGCGAGUUUUUGAGAUCUGCGCCUGCAGUGCCCGACCGGCGUCAGACGGAGAAGCAGCAGAGGUCGAGGCGGAAGAGCCGAGCUCGAGAGAGAGCCAUGGUUCCAGGCCACGAGGUUGGGCGCCAGGGCUCGGAGCUGUCGCGCCUGGAGCUCUUGCGCCGGCAGAAGGCGCGGGAGCUGCAGAAGCGCCUGCAGCAUAUGGAGCAUCAGUGCGGCCUCCUGUCGGAGGACUACCAUCUCCUUGCUGGCAUGGACAGGGAGCUCUACCAGGCUACGGAGAAGCUGCGAAAGGCCUUCUGUCAGGAGAGGGAGGCCUUGCGCCAUUGACGCAGCAAGCGACCAGUGCUGAGGCAGGGGGACAGUGUGCAGUUGCGAGCGGAGUUUUGCCCGGGCAAUUUGCGCUGUGGCAACCAUGGGGCAGCAUGGCCACAAGAAGCAACAGGCCCAGCAACACGGCCCCGAGCGAUGCCGUUUGUGUAUAGCAAAUCCCCAAGACUCCCAGCAUGUACCUUGGAAUGAGGUGGAUGGCUGCUAUACCUGUGCGGUUGGAGCCGCUAUAGGCUAUACAUGUGAGUGCGCGGCGUUUUGCUGAAACGGCGAGUGCGAAUCGCGCAUCCCCGAAAUUCGCAGCAAGUUUACAUGCCAUAGAAGUUGUUAAAUGCAAUCCACCAGGCACAUGAGUGCGCAAGAAGUU
This is a messenger RNA of Effrenium voratum, 1175 nucleotides long. The record is from the annotation of a GenBank genome assembly. NCBI's taxonomy places the organism in Eukaryota, Dinophyceae, Suessiales, Symbiodiniaceae.